AUGGCGACGGAAGCCGCAUUGGCUUUCCGGCAGAAGGCCCUGCUCGAGAUGGUUAUUGAGGCGGUUGAGAAGGAUGCGAGCGAAGAUCUUCCCGGCGAUGUUCAGCAGGGAGAUGCCGCUGUGAUUGUCGCAGACUUGGCGAUUCCCUUUUCGCUUGUUGAGAUGAACGAUGGUUGCGUCUUUGAAAUCUUGCGGGACUUAGCCUUGACGCCACAUCUCCUGGAAGAGCGCCUAAAGGCACCUUCAUCAUGGCAUCGAAAAUACCGAAACUGUUACUACUACUACUACUACUACUACUACUACUACUACUACUACUACUACUACUACUACUACUACUACUAUUACUACUACUUCUACUACUACUACUACUAA
Messenger RNA from Spirometra erinaceieuropaei, 372 nucleotides. The record is from the annotation of a GenBank genome assembly. NCBI's taxonomy places the organism in Eukaryota, Metazoa, Platyhelminthes, Cestoda, Diphyllobothriidea, Diphyllobothriidae.